AUGGAAAGCCCGAUGAAGGCCGUUGUGGGCAAAAACAAGAUCAUCGUUUACGUCCAUCCCAGUGCUCUGAUGCAAGGCACGUCUGCCUUAACCGCGAGGGUAACUGGGCCAUGGAGUAACAUCGGACAACAAACAUUGGACUGGACAGACUUCGACGAAGAGACCAUAGAGUGUGUCCUGAAAUUUUGUUAUGGUCGGCAAUAUGACCUCCCAUGGCAGUCGCCUCCCACCAAGGACGAAUCAACGAUAGUGGAGCGAGCAGGAUCACAUGCCGAACACAAUGCCGAGUCUGGUUCCGAACUUGCUAGUUGGAGCUACACGGGUGAUGCCAUCGUGCUACAUGCGAAGGUCUACUUAUUCGCUCAUCGUUAUCUUGUUGAUGCUCUCCAACAAUACGCCUUGGCUCAAAUGAAGAAUUGUUUUGGGCCUUUCCUCGAGGAGUACAGUACUUCACCCGCGCAACAAUUCAACACCCCCUCCUCCUCACCGGAAAGUAACAUGGAUCCUGCCCGCAAGGAGUUAUGCGAUUUCGUUGCCGAUUCCCACCAAAGGUUCAGUCGUCAUUUUGUUCAGUUCCAUGAAGAGACUGGGGACUUUAUGGUUGAUCUAGCUUGCAACCUCGCGGCUCGGAUUACUGUGCUUCAGUCCUCUAAUGCUUACCUGGCAACGGAAUGCCAGCGGAGAAACGCUGAACUCAUUGGGUUGGUGGAACGGUUCUGGAACCAAGGACCCCGGGAUUCUUUCUUUUCUAUUCCUUAUCAGCAGGGUCGUGACUAG
Messenger RNA from Penicillium mononematosum, 777 nucleotides. RefSeq lists its product as uncharacterized. Lineage: Eukaryota; Fungi; Ascomycota; Eurotiomycetes; Eurotiales; Aspergillaceae. Bases 1 to 777 code for a protein of 258 amino acids. The record is from RefSeq and is a predicted model, not a curated record. The transcript has 3 exons.